Molecule: messenger RNA, 1701 nt
Organism: Lutzomyia longipalpis
Lineage: Eukaryota; Metazoa; Arthropoda; Insecta; Diptera; Psychodidae
Exons: 8
Coding region: 438-1469 (343 amino acids)
Source: RefSeq, a predicted model, not a curated record
UUGGGGACUUUUGGGCAAGAUACUAAUCAUCAAUAAUAAUCACGUGUAAAUUGAUUGAUGUGAUUUAUGGACAGAGAGGGAGAGGAAGAGAUUUUACAAAAUAUGUUUUGGUGAAUUGGUAAUUUAAGCCAUAUUAUGUAGCAACGCGUUGAUUUCCAUAUAACGACGAACAAGUUUUGAAUUAGAAAUCAAUACUAAUCUUAUUCUAAAUCGUGGUCUUUGGGAUUUGUAAUUCAACAAUGUGAAUUAAUUUGAAAUGGAACAUCUGAGGCACACACACAGAACAUAUAACAUAUAAAGAGAAUUUAGUUUCCACCCCAGGCAAUUACAGAAAAGGGACACAAAAGGGGGACAAUUAAUUAAAUUUAUGCAAUCCUGUUGAAAACUUUUGCACUGGAUAUCAUUCAUCUUUAGUUGUAGUCAGUGCACCAUCCACAAUGAAUACCAUUCUUAAUUAUCAUCAUAAAAUCCGAGUUCUACUGCUUGUGAGCAUUUUUGCAGAUAUGGUGAAUUCUCUUCGUGAUGUGUACGUCACGGUUCCAAAUGCCGUCCGUAGGGGCGAUACAACAUUGCUAAUUUGUCACUAUGACCUCGAAGGUGAUGCACUUUAUUCAGUCAAGUGGUACAAAGGUCGCCAGGAAUUUUAUGGGUAUACACCAAAAGAAAUGCCCACCAUGAAAAUAUUUUCCAUUGCUGGAAUUUCAAUAAUUAAAUCUCUAUCCAACGAAAGCCACAUUACCCUGGAAGAUGUUCAACUCAUAAGUUCGGGGAGGUACAGCUGUGAAGUUACCGUAGAUGCACCCUCAUUUCACACAUUUAUUUCUUCUGCAGACAUGGAAGUAGUUGAGUUGCCACACCAUCUCCCAGCUAUUGUUGGAACUCGUCCAAAGUAUCGCGUUCGCGAUAGUGUACGUGCAAAUUGCACUUCAAGACUUUCUAAACCAGCAGCUAAUUUGACAUGGAGCAUCAACAACUUGCCUGUUAAUCCGUCGUAUGUAAAGUAUCACAAACCACUGAAGAAUCACGAGCAUGCUUUAGAAACGGCCAUUAUUGGGAUACAAUUUGUUAUAAAUAGGCAUCAUUUUAUUGAUGGGAAAUUAAAGUUAAAAUGCUUGGCAACAAUACACGACAUUUAUAUUCAGUCGACGGAGAAGAGCUUGGAAGAGGAGAAGCCCCGAAUUCACUCCACAAGAACUCCAAAUGUUAAUUACAUGAACUUCCAUCUCAAUUUUCCCCAUGAUCGAUAUCCAACCAUUGACACAACGGAUUCAUUUGGACGAAAGAAUAGUUACGAAACUGAAUUUCAUGAACCCGAGUCGUCAUAUAAAUCAUCUUCAGCUUAUAGAGCAUGUUCUCCACUUAAAUAUUCUGUAUUUACAAUAGUAAUUCAUUGUGCUGCAAUUUCACUGACAUCAUCUAAUGUCUUUAUUAGAGAGAUAUUUAAUAAAAUAAAAUUAUCCAGCCUCUGAGAGCUUCGUCUUCCCAGCAGCCAAGUUACCUUUUUCCAUUGUAUAUAAUGUACUAUAUAUUAUGUAUUUGUGUAAAGAAGCAAUUAAAACAUUUUGAUCUUGUGUGCUAUAAGUAAUUUAAUUACCGUGCAAAAAUGUUUAACCUCUGAAAGGUGUGAGAAAAAAAUGCUGUAUUAACUAUAAACAAGUUGUUAUAGAUAAAAUAUGAAAUUAAAUCUCAAUUCAGAAUUUU